GACGUCACGGCUCUUAUAGCCGUCCGGAGGGCAGCGCGCAGGAGUCGCGCUCCAGUUCCAGCACGCAGAGCCUCGCGGGUGGACCGUCAGCUGAUACCGGGGCCGUUACACGAUAGCCUUCGUCGUCCCAGAUGAGUUACGAGACGCCUCCUCCGUACCCCGGCCCGGGGCCCUCUGCGCCCGGCUACCCCCCCUACAUGCAGCAGCCCAACCUGGGCUACCCCGGCCCCAACCCGGGCUACCCCAACUACCCCCCGGGCCCCACAGGACCCUACCCUGCACCGGGACAGCCAGCCUUCCAGGGGUACCCACAGCAGCCCUACGGGCCCCCUGGACCUGUGUACGUCGAGGCGCCGAAGAAUACAGUGUACGUGGUGGAGGAGCGGCGCCAGGACAACUCCGGAGAGGGCGCCUGCCUGACGGCCUGCUGGACGGCGCUCUGCUGCUGCUGCCUGUGGGACAUGUUCACCUAGCCCCCCGCCCCCGGACCCCCAGCACCCUGCACCCUGCACCCCAGCACCCUGCACCACCCUGCACCACCCCCCGCAGCUUUCGAGGACUCCCUCAGCCUCUCGGAGCGCACUGUGACCCCACUGUACCCCACUUCUGCAGCCCUGCCUCGUAUCCUCGAUGCUCCCACAGAGGGGCAGACUGGCCCGGGCUGACUCUUGGAAUCGGUCCGGAGGGUUUUUUAAAAAAAGCAACAAUUUUUGUUUUGUGUUAAGUUUAUGGGAUUGUUUUUUGUCUUGGAGAUGUUAUUAGCAAUAUAUUUUUCCUGAUUAAAACCUUAUUAAUAUAUUUGAAACUUGUAACUAUCCUUUUAAUUUUUACAUUCCUAGAAUGUGACUGUAGGAAAAAAAAACAAAAUAAAGUUAGUUGCCUAUGUGAAUAAUCAGAAUUGCACAAUUAAUAAAUUAUUCCUUCAAGGUA
This is a messenger RNA of Lepisosteus oculatus (spotted gar), 930 nucleotides long. Its product is annotated as cysteine-rich and transmembrane domain-containing protein 1. Gene Ontology annotation, cellular component: extracellular exosome. The record is from RefSeq and is a predicted model, not a curated record. NCBI's taxonomy places the organism in Eukaryota, Metazoa, Chordata, Actinopteri, Semionotiformes, Lepisosteidae.